Neopsephotus bourkii (Bourke's parrot) is the source of this 1258-nucleotide messenger RNA. It is a transcript of the gene CALML4, whose product is annotated as calmodulin like 4. NCBI's taxonomy places the organism in Eukaryota, Metazoa, Chordata, Aves, Psittaciformes, Psittacidae. Gene Ontology annotation, molecular function: calcium ion binding. Bases 581 to 1042 code for a protein of 153 amino acids. The transcript is spliced from 5 exons. The record is from RefSeq and is a predicted model, not a curated record. Gene Ontology annotation, cellular component: myosin II complex.
GACAAUGGGGAGCUUUAAAUCCCUUACAAACCCUUCCCCUCCCUGCUGCCUGGUGCCCCAGCUCAGGGCACGGUGCCAUGGCCAGCAGUGCCCAACACCCUGCACCGAGCCCCAAGCACCUCCUGCUGCUGCUGCCACCCCCAAACCCAUGCACCAGCAACCUGUGGGGCUAUAAAUGCCCCUGCCCCGUCCCCAGCAGCCACCAGUGGGGUGGGUUUGUGCCCCAGCAGCAAAGCUUAGCACAAGGUGUGCAGCUAUUGGGGAUCAUUGAACCCUUUGUGCUGCAUGAGCCCAUCUCCACCCAUCCCGGCCCCAGCACCCAUAAACCCCGACCCAGGGAAGCUCUCACCCCGCUCUUCGGUCCCAUCGGAGGCUCUGGGAGCGCCGUUAUCCCCAUGGCGCGUGAGCGGGAGCCGCGGGAUCCAGCCUGGCAGGGAUCAGGUCUCGUAGCCAUGGCAGCGGGGUAUUUAUUACAGCCUCUCUCCACCCCGGACUUUAGCCCUUAAUCAAGGAGGAAAGCAGGAGCCGGCUCCUCCAAGCCUCAGCAGCAGCGCUGGACACGAGGAAGAGCCCCUAAAUAAUGGCAAAAUUUCUGUCCCAGGAUCAGAUCAAUGAGUUCAAGGAAUGUUUUUCCCUCUACGACAAGAAACAAAAGGGGAAGAUCAAGGCCUCGGACCUGCUGGCAGUGAUGCGGUGCCUGGGAGCCAGCCCCACGCCGGGGGAGGCGCAGAGACACCUCCACUUGCAUAGGAUCGACAAAAACGCAGAGUUGGAUUUCUCCACUUUCCUCAACAUCAUGUACAGGCAAAUGAAGCAAGAGGAGCCCGAGAGGGAAAUCCUCACUGCCCUGUCCAUGAUAGACAGGCAGAAGAGAGGCAUCAUCACCGUCUCAGAGCUGAAAGCCAAGCUCACCCGCCUGGGCGAGAAGCUCUCCGAGGAAGAAGUUGAUGACCUGCUCAAAGAAGCCAAGGUUGGACCCAACGGAACCAUCCGGUAUGAAGAAUUUGUCCACAAGAUUGGUCUUCCAACAGUCGAUUACUGAAACCGCGACCAAGAGAUUUGGUAAGAGCAGAACCUGAGGCUUUCUUGACUUCAAGUUUUCCUACUUAUUACUUGGACUCAGGAAUCAUCAUUUGCCUUUAAAAUCCCUCAUUAUGCCUUCACAACCGUGCUUACACUCACACAGGAUCCCACCCCAUGCCUGAAGGAAUGCUGUCACCAAACCUGAGCUGUUAUUUGAAUAAACUGCAUCUCACAU